AUGUCAUUGUGUUUAAGUGAUCUUGUCAACAUCACAGUCAUGGAGACCACCUGUCCACCUCCUUUGGAUAAACUCGAAUGUAUUUCUAAAGUAGUUUCUAAAGUCCCUGGAGCUUUACCCGCUCUUCGAAUACAAAUAUAUGAAAGAAUGUCAAAGUAUUUGAAACACUUCAUAUCAGACAAUGAAGUUCUGAAUUGUCUUAUUCUAGUUGAUUAUGUCAUUACAAAACAGCCUUCAUUUAGACCACAAAUAUCUCACAUCGACUUCAUUGCAAUGAUUGAAAUCCUUGGCAGAGUUAAAAAACCAUUCUUUUCAGCAAAUAAAGUUCAAAAGAAAGUCCAUGAAAUGGUAUUGGGGUGGGCUGAGAAUUAUCCAACAGAGAUGGCAGAGUACAAUUUGUUAUAUAAUCAAUAUUGUACAGAUGGGGUUGUGACACACAAUAAGACUAUAAAGAAGUUUGACCUUCCUAAGCAAAUAAUAGAAUUAACACCACCUUUCGAACAUUGUCUUCGAGAGGUUCAAGACGCCAUUGCAGACUCAAACACAAGUAAUAUCAAUAAGAUAUACAAAAAUUCAAUGAAAAUCAAUUCAAAGAUGUUGUCUUUAGUACUUAAUGCAAAGUCGGAUCAAAGGUACGACUUACUACAACUGAAGAAUGUAGAAGACUUGUGUACUCAGUUGGAUAAGUUAAAUACGGAGUUGGCCUUUUUGAUCAACUCACGUUGUUCAAAGUGUAUAACAAUUGAGUCCUCUCAUAUGAAUUACUCCGAAGAAAAGUCUCUUAACACCAAACUAAUUCAAAUCACUUCACCAGAUGACUUAUCAACGACUUCUUCAUACACCCCUAAGUUUUUAAUGCAGCCACCGCCUUCAAAAGGAAUUCCUUUAUUUACACCAAAUUCCAAGAGCAUGGUAUCGCCAAGUUCUUUAGCCAUUUCCCAACUUAGUGUAAGUACUUGCAAUGUUGACAGUCCUCGUAAGAGUCCCGUGAAAGAAGUGAAGUAUGUUGUAAACCAAAAUUUGUUCGAGGAAUUUGACUUUGACACUGCUCAAUUCUUCACCAACUGA
This is a messenger RNA of Entamoeba invadens IP1, 1068 nucleotides long. RefSeq lists its product as hypothetical. The transcript is spliced from 2 exons. Bases 1 to 1068 code for a protein of 355 amino acids. NCBI's taxonomy places the organism in Eukaryota, Evosea, Mastigamoebida, Endamoebidae. The record is from RefSeq and is a predicted model, not a curated record.